This is a messenger RNA of Coregonus clupeaformis (lake whitefish), 1518 nucleotides long. RefSeq names its product nucleolysin TIAR. NCBI's taxonomy places the organism in Eukaryota, Metazoa, Chordata, Actinopteri, Salmoniformes, Salmonidae. Bases 171 to 1397 code for a protein of 408 amino acids. Gene Ontology annotation, molecular function: DNA binding; mRNA binding. The record is from RefSeq and is a predicted model, not a curated record. Gene Ontology annotation, cellular component: cytosol. The transcript has 13 exons.
GCGACAUGCGCAUCAGUCGGCUUCCUGGCUCUCCGGUUUGCGCCAUUUUCUUCCUCUUUGCUAGCUAGCUAGCUUAGAUACCGUAUAAAUACAUUGAUUUAGGCCCUCUUCUUAUUUAAUUUAGCACACCCAGUUAGUUAGUCGACAUUUAUACCAAUCGAUUUCUGAACAUGGAAGACGAAAGCCACCCCAAAACCCUGUAUGUUGGUAACCUGUCCAGAGAUGUAACAGAAAUUUUGAUUCUUCAGCUGUUCACCCAAAUUGGACCUUGCAAAAGUUGUAAAAUGAUAACUGAGCAACCCGAUAGCAGGAGGAUGAACUCUUCUGUCGGAUUUUCUGUUUUGCAGCAAUCAAGCAAUGACCCGUAUUGCUUUGUGGAGUUCUUUGAACAUAGAGAUGCUGCUGCUGCCCUAGCAGCCAUGAACGGGAGGAAGAUAUUGGGAAAGGAGGUCAAAGUAAAUUGGGCCACCACUCCAAGUAGCCAGAAGAAAGACACAUCUAAUCACUUCCAUGUAUUUGUUGGAGACCUGAGCCCUGAGAUCACCACUGAGGAUAUCAAAGCCGCAUUUGCACCUUUUGGGAAAAUCUCGGAUGCUCGUGUUGUGAAGGACAUGACUACAGGGAAAUCUAAGGGGUAUGGAUUUGUGUCCUUCUAUAACAAACUGGAUGCAGAGAAUGCCAUCGUGCACAUGGGGGGACAAUGGUUAGGGGGACGCCAGAUCAGGACCAACUGGGCAACUCGCAAGCCACCCGCCCCAAAGAAUGUGCAAGACAAUGGCUCGAAGCAGCUGAGGUUUGAAGAUGUAGUGAACCAAUCCAGUCCCCAGAACUGCACCGUGUACUGUGGAGGAAUCCAGUCAGGACUAUCAGAGCACCUCAUGCGACAGACAUUUUCGCCCUUUGGACAAAUCAUGGAAAUAAGAGUUUUCCCAGAGAAAGGUUACUCUUUCAUCAGGUUCUCCUCCCAUGAAAGUGCUGCCCAUGCAAUUGUUUCUGUAAAUGGAACGUCCAUCGAAUGUCACAUAGUUAAGUGCUACUGGGGCAAAGAAUCCCCCGACGUUGCCAAAAACAUACCACAGAUGGAGUAUGGUCAGGGUCAGUGGGGACAAUGGAACCAAAUGUAUGGGAGCCCCCAGGCCCAGCAGUAUGGACAACAGUAUAUGGCAAAUGGAUGGCAAGUGCCCUCUUAUGGAGUGUCUUAUGGACAGUCUUGGAAUCAGCAAGGAUUUGGUGUAGAGGACUCCAUUCUGGCUGCAGCAGCACAGAACAUUUCAAGACAAACCCAGUCCCCAGCCUGGGUGGGAGGGUUUGGAUCCCCGGCACCGUCCCAGCCCCAGACCGGUCCUGUGAUGCCCAACCAGGGAAACUUCAACAUGGCUGGCUACCAGACACAGUGAGCAGGCUCUCACUCACAUCAGUAACACAGUCAUGUCGGAAUUAGUGGACUUUCAAUUAGGAGAACAUAAAGAAAUGAGCAUUGUAAUCAUCUGGAGAGAUUGUGUGUUAAAGCAGAGAAGA